UUUCAUAUUUUGCUUUUCAGAGGGCAGAUGAUUUCAGGUGAAGACUGUGAAUUUAUUCAAAGAUUUGAACAAAAAAGAAAUCCAGAAGAAAAACAGGAGUUGUUGCAAACAGAAGGCAAUCAAUGUGCUAAAACAUUUAUAAACUUGAUGACUCAUAUCUCCAAGGAACAGACGGUUCAGUACAUUCUAACUAUGGUUGAUGAUAUGUUGCAAGAAAAUCAUCAGCGUGUUUCUAUCUUCUUCGAUUAUGCAAAACGUGGUAAAAACACUGCAUGGUCCUAUUUUCUCCCGAUGUUGAAUCGACAAGAUCUUUUCACUGUGCAUAUGGCAGCAAGAAUUAUUGCCAAACUGGCUGCUUGGGGGAGGGAACUUAUGGAAGGCAGUGACUUGAAUUACUAUUUCAACUGGAUUAAAACUCAGCUCAGCUCACAGAAACUACGUGGUACAGGGAGUUCUGCGGAAGCAGGAGCAGUCUCCACAACUGAUAGUUCCCAGUAUGUACAAUGUGUUGCUGGAUGUCUACAGCUGAUGCUCAGGGUCAAUGAGUAUCGCUUUGCGUGGGUAGAAGCAGAUGGAGUAAAUUGCAUCAUGGGGGUCUUGAGCAACAAAUGUGGAUUCCAGCUCCAGUAUCAGAUGAUUUUCUGUGUGUGGCUGCUGGCAUUUAGUCCUCAAAUGUGUGAAUAUCUCCGGCGGUAUAAUAUUGUUCCAGUGCUGUCAGAUAUUCUUCAGGAAUCUGUCAAAGAGAAAGUAACUAGAAUCAUCCUUGCAGCAUUUCGU
Messenger RNA from Nestor notabilis (Kea), 777 nucleotides. RefSeq names its product ATPase, H+ transporting, lysosomal 50/57kDa, V1 subunit H (gene ATP6V1H). NCBI's taxonomy places the organism in Eukaryota, Metazoa, Chordata, Aves, Psittaciformes, Psittacidae. The record is from RefSeq and is a predicted model, not a curated record. The annotation marks the transcript as partial. Gene Ontology annotation, molecular function: proton-transporting ATPase activity, rotational mechanism. Gene Ontology annotation, biological process: proton transmembrane transport. The transcript has 7 exons. Gene Ontology annotation, cellular component: lysosomal membrane; vacuolar proton-transporting V-type ATPase, V1 domain.